This is a messenger RNA of Racocetra persica, 739 nucleotides long. The record is from the annotation of a GenBank genome assembly. Lineage: Eukaryota; Fungi; Glomeromycota; Glomeromycetes; Diversisporales; Gigasporaceae.
AAUCUGGACAUUUUAAAAAAAAUUGUCCAAGAAAUCAAUCUCUUCAACAUGUCCAGCAAACUCACCAAGCGCUCCAAGUACAACAAGUACAACAAACUCAACAAACCCAGCAAAUUUCUUUUUGCAAUAAGUGUAAAGAAUCUGGACAUUCUAAACAAAAUUGUUCAAGAAAUCAGUCUCUUCAAUAUGCCCAGCAAACUCAACAAACACUACAAGUACAACAAAUGCAACAAACUCAACCAAUCCAGCAAACUUCUGUUUGCUAUAAUUGUAAAGAAUCUGGACAUUUUAAAAAAAAUUGUCCAAGAAAUAAAUCUCUUCAACAUACCCAGCAAACCCAGCAAGCACUACAAACACAGCAAAUGCAACAAACUCAGCAAACCCAGAAAACUUUUUUAUGUUAUAUUUGUAAAGAACCUGGACAUUUUAAAAAAAAUUGUUCAAGAAAUCAAUCUCCUCAACAUGUUCGGCAAACCCAGCAAGCACUACAAGCACAACAAAUGCAACCAACUCAACAAGCCCAGCAAAAUUUCUUUUGUUAUAAUUGUAAAGAAUACGGACAUUCUAACGAAAAUUGUCCAAGAAAUCAGUUUCUUCAAUAUGGUCAGCAAACCCAGCCAGUACUACAAGCAAUGCAAAUACAACAAACGCAACAAACUCAAAAUGUUAUUAUUAUUCAUAAUAAAAUUGAAGUGUCUCUGCAAUCUGAACAAGCUGAAGCUAAAAAGGAGAAUAAAGA